Molecule: messenger RNA, 663 nt
Organism: Purpureocillium lilacinum
Lineage: Eukaryota; Fungi; Ascomycota; Sordariomycetes; Hypocreales; Ophiocordycipitaceae
Source: RefSeq, a predicted model, not a curated record
AUGCAUUGCGUGGAGGUUGAGGUUGAGGCUGAGGCUAUCACCAGCUCCCUUUCGGGUAAGUUGGGGGAAUACCCCGUGUGUGGAGUGGAUAUCCCGGUCCCGGCCAAGCGGAUGUGUUUCUCCCACAAGAGGUGGUACCAGUACGAUUACAAGUCUCCUUGGAGGAAAUUGGGCACAGCCAAGUGUAUCCCAGGGAUGGCACGUAUGUGGGUGCUCUGUGCAAUUCUAGGUCAUGCUCGCCGUUGGUCGCCGUCCCUCGGUUUCGCCCAAGGCUGUCUCUCUUCAAUCAAAACCCUCACCGGGUUGCAAGAUUGGAAGGUGGUGGCAAGAAUAGGCAACUCCUCCCGUCGUAUAUUGGUGCGGCCGUGUCCCACUGCGUCUUCUCACAAGGCAUUACCCUCUCCCCGCGGUCGGUUGCACUCACCCACUCCCUGUGGCUGCCGGGUUGUUCGCGUUCACACACUCACGGUGGCUGUCCGUUUCGGUCGCUCGCACCCCGUGCUCCGUGUUUCAUCUCCCACUCUGUUCAUCGACUCUCGUCAUGGUUCCAUAAACACAGACUGCACAUUCCCAUGCAUGCGCCUUGGCAGUUGCGCCGCCCACCACGUGGAUCGGAUUGUCACCUCCGCUCGUCUCAACUCCUCCGUUUGUCUGAUAUCAUGA